UGUUGAACGUUACAAAAUAAUUAUUAAGAAAGAAGUCGUGUGAAAAUGAGUGCUGGCAAUCAAAUUAACACUUCCAAGUGUGGCAACACCUUGUGCUCGUACGUUACACCCAAAGAAAUUGAAGAAAUCCGUCUUAAUUUAGACAAUGAUUGGAAAGUUUUACGUUCAAUUUAUGAUUUGCUAAUAGAUGAGAAAGCAUUUUGUUGCAACAAAACCGACUGGAAUGAGAAAAUUGUGCAGUUUGUCCAGCCUGCUGAUCUGAAGAAUCUAAUCGAUUUAAAAAUCGAAGAAAAUCAGAGCCAUUCCAUUGAAGAAAUCCAAAAACUAUGUCGAGAAGUUAUUAAAUACUCGGUGAAAACUAGUCAUGGACGAUUUCACAAUCAACUUUUUGGACAAAUGGAUCCCUAUGGCUUGGCAGGCAGUUGGAUAACCGAAGCUCUCAACACAAGUUCAUAUACCUUUGAAGUAGCGCCUGUAUUCUCUUUAAUUGAAAUGGAAAUUAUUCGCAAAGUAAGUGAAUUGUGUGGGUACGUUGAAGGUGAUGGCAUAUUCUCACCAGGUGGAUCAAUAUCAAAUAUGUAUGGCAUUGUUUUGGCAAGGUAUAAACGUUUUCCUAAUAUCAAAUCAUCCGGCAUGUUUGGUCUUCCACCCAUGGUUCUAUUCACAUCUGAAGAAUCGCAUUAUAGUUUCAAAAAGGCCGCAAAUUGGUUGGGCUUUGGUGUAGACAACUGUGUCAUUGUGAAAACAAAUGACAAGGGACAAAUGCUGGUAGAUGAUUUGGAAAAGAAGGUAUUAUUUGUCCAGUCACAGGGUAAGGUACCAUUGUUCGUAAAUGCCACAGCUGGUACAACAGUAUUGGGAGCAUUUGAUGACUUUGAAAAGGUGGCCGAAGUAUGUGAGAAAUAUGAUUUGUGGUUGCAUAUAGAUGCUUGUUUAGGCGGUUCUAGUUUGUUAUCCUACAAAUACCGCAGCUUACUUAAGGGUAUUGAACGAUCGAAUUCGUUUUCUUGGAAUCCCCACAAAUCCCUAGGAGUACCUUUACAAUGUGCUCUAUUUAUGACGCGAGAAACCGAACUAUUGCCACAAUGCAACAGCUUGGCAGUACAUUAUCUCUUCCAACAGGAUAAAUUUUAUGAUGUCUCCUACGAUACGGGCAACAAAAGCGUGCAGUGUGGCCGCAAAAUUGAUGCAUUUAAAUUUUGGCUUAUGUUUAAAGCUCGUGGUUAUGGUAGUUUUGGGCGCCUGCUAGAUCAUGCUUUAGAUAUGUCAAAAUUAUUUUUGAAAAAGUUACAGCAAAGGAAAGGAUUCCGUUUAGUAUUAGAUGAAUAUCAAUAUACCAAUAUAUGUUUUUGGUAUAUACCCAAAAAGAUGAGAAAUUGCACUGAGAAUGAAGAGUGGAAAUUAAAGUUGUAUGAGAUUGCUCCCAAAGUCAAGGAACUAAUGAUAUUGCAGGGUACCUUGAUGGUGGGCUAUUCACCUUUACAGUAUCGCAAUAUUGGCAACUUUUUCCGCAUGGUGUUCACUUGUUUCCCAGUGAUGGAUGAGACGGAGUUGGAUUUCAUUUUGAAUGAAAUCGAAAGAUUGGGUGAAGAAUGUUUUUUAUGAAAUAAUUAGAAAUUAGUAAGAAUGUGAUGAAGUGCAAUAAACUCUUUUAAAUAUAUGUACAUGUGGAUUAAAA
Calliphora vicina (urban bluebottle blowfly) is the source of this 1678-nucleotide messenger RNA. RefSeq names its product cysteine sulfinic acid decarboxylase. Gene Ontology annotation, molecular function: pyridoxal phosphate binding; carbon-carbon lyase activity. The record is from RefSeq and is a predicted model, not a curated record. Bases 46 to 1605 code for a protein of 519 amino acids. Lineage: Eukaryota; Metazoa; Arthropoda; Insecta; Diptera; Calliphoridae. Gene Ontology annotation, biological process: carboxylic acid metabolic process. Gene Ontology annotation, cellular component: cytoplasm. The transcript is spliced from 6 exons.